AUGUUCAUAUUUUCGCCUUGCGAAUCCGCACAGUGUCACACCGCUACAACAAUGCCCGAGAAACUGAAGUUCGCCAUCGUUUGUUCGAGCAAUAUGAACCGAAGUAUGGAAGCGCAUAGCUUUCUAAGUAAAAAAGGAUUCUGGGUGCGAUCGUUUGGCAUCGGGAAUUUGGUAAAACUUCCGGGCGCAUCCCCUGACAAACCUAACCUGUACGAUUUCAACACAACUUACGCGGACAUUUACAAAGAUCUCGUUGUCAAGGACAGGCAGCUGUACACGCAGAAUGGCAUUUUGAAUAUGCUCGAUCGAAAUCGCCGCAUCAAAAACAAACCGGAACGGUUCCAAGAGUGCAGAGAAGCUUUCGACGUUGUCAUCUGCUGCGAAGAACGUGUAUUCGACCAAGUAUUUGAAGGUAUAAUCUUUCUCCCGACAUUUCUGGGCAUUCACACGGCAUAGUC
This is a messenger RNA of Soboliphyme baturini, 458 nucleotides long. NCBI's taxonomy places the organism in Eukaryota, Metazoa, Nematoda, Enoplea, Dioctophymatida, Soboliphymatidae. The record is from the annotation of a GenBank genome assembly.